AUCAGUCGGUCGUGAAGCAUCGCCGCGACUGUCUGUCGUGUCCAAGACUACCUACCGACAGCGGUGAUGCGCGGUGAGGCAGAUAUCGGCGUGUAGAAGUAUCCGAGGACCGCAUGCCUGGUCCACCCACUUCAGCAUCAGGCCGCCGAGCGACCUUAAGUACCGAAGCCCCGCGGGCGCUGCGAUUCAGCCUCCCACCUGAAAAUGAGUUGCAGAAGAAUUCUGACCGUGUUUUGUCUGAACACGAACUGAGGGUCCAGAGAUCGUUGCAGAAGCUAAAUGUUCCAGAAUGGUACAAAAACGCGGCUGCCCCGAGAGAGGGGUUCCUGCUCCGCAAGCGCCUGUCUGACGCGUCAUCAGCGACGCGCUGGGGCGGCCUCAACUCCAAGACCACGUCGCUGGGCAGCCUGGGCGCCAGUCCUCAGCCGCCGCUGCCCCAACUGUCCCCGCACACCACCAGCUUCGGCAGGUGGUCCACCAGCCGCCUUAACUCUAACCAGACGUCUCCGUGUUCUUCCACUCGCAGCAGUAUCCGCGGCGCCAGUCCACUCUGCUCGCCUUCCACCCGGUCCUCGUUCAGCGCCCGGCAGCCGUACCUCGGCUGGCGCAGCCAGGAGCGACUCAACACCACCCCCAGGACGCCGCACGAAAGACUAGCGUCCUCUCUACUCCAGCAAGCAGCAUCUAGUAAAGCCUCCGAAGAGAUACAGACCUCCAUAAAGGAAGUGACGUCAGCGAUAGUGCACUAUGUUUCCGGUCUGGAACCGGCAAACGGCGACCUUGAUGAUAGACAUCCUUCGCCCAGGUCCAGUCAGAAGUUGUGCUGGGUGGAAAGCUCCUUUGUUGGAACGAAGCCUUUAGAGUCGCCUCAGACGCCGCUCGUAGUGGAUUCGUUGCCGCCCCCGCACCCUCGACCGCCCUCCUCCCUGCGACUUGAGAACCGUGCCGCGCCUGGUGAGCGACACACUUCGCAUUGCAGGCUCUGAUACACACAUUCCGACAGCAAAUGAGAGUUCACAAUCUGUUUUAACGGUUAAACUGUCUGUUGACGAUCGCUUUGUAAUUGGACAGUCUGUGGGGCCCAUAAAUCGCAGUCUGUAGUGGGCUUAAAACGGAUAGUCUGUGGUGUCUUUAUUUGUACAGUCAAGUACAAAAAUAUGGAGAGUAAUUACUUUUUAAUCAUAUAAAUAUUUAGCUAAAGUUGUCAUGGGUAGCUUUAAUCUGUAUAAAAUGCACAUUUUAUUCGUACCUUAAAAUUAUGAAGUAAUAUGACUGCCCAUAAGGCAAUAUAAAUGUUAAUGCAAGAAACCCACGAUUUUAUUGAUUUUUUGAAAAUCCAUGCUUGAAAUGUUUAUGUUAUUGUAAUUUUAUAUAUCAGUGGAAAAAUAUCCAUUCACUGUUGGCCUCCCCGGCCGCAAAGUUUAAUAGUCUUAAUAUUAACAUUUAAUAAGGCUAUAGUGUGAAAAUGUUUAUGGCCUUGACUGUACCAAAAUGUUUAGUUACCCCCUUGCUUUUAAGUAAUUGUUAUAUUCAUUGAUAAAGUUUGUCAUGGUGUUUGCCAUAGACCAAAGAUCGAGUAGUAAAAAAGUUAUAGGUAACUUUUUCAUAUUUUUAAAUUUUGGGUGCAUAAAUUUAGUAAGAUAAUCGAACUGACAAAGCGAUCUUUAAUGGAUUUGUUUACGUUAGAUGCAUAAUAGUACCUGAAUAAAAUUUAAAUGCAUUUAGCGAGCAACCUUCAGAGCUGCAAUGUUUGCGUUUAUUUUUGUGCUGUCAUUUAGUUAACUGUCAAAUGUCAUUUAGUUUUGUACGUGUAAUUGCUUUUAUAAAUGUUUAGGACUCAGGACCAUUUGUUUCACAGAUCUUGUAUUUUGUCACAUUAUGCACAAUCAUUUUGUUCAAGUGUUUGCUUUGUUAAGCACUAGCUUAUAGAAACGCUAUUUAACUUGUCUUAGCAGUAUAUUUUGUAUCUGACAGUUUUGUUACAUUACAUAUAAAAUUCACAUUUUAUUUUUAUUGUCAUUCAUAGAUUUUGAUAUAUUUAGUUAUAGAAGUCUAAAUAAUGAUUGCCAUAUGAUUUUGAAGUAAUUUGAUACAAACCGGUUAUGACUAGCUAUUCGUUGUACAUAUAAAUUAUUAUGUUUGUGUGUUAGUUUUGCAAUCUUUAAUUUAGACUUAAUGCAUAAGAAUAUGCAGUAUAGUGUACAUAAGUGUUGCUAUGACGUAAAAGAUUUAUUUUAGGUGCUAAUUUACUGUUACCUACUUAUAUUAUAUUGAGAGUAACUUUAUAAAGACUUGAAAGGUCACAAAUAACAUUUAAAAUAUGACUUAGGAUAUCAGAACCAUUGUUUUGAAUGGUGGUGAAAAGUAACAUCCAGGCUUUCCUUCUACUUAAAUCACCUCAUAAUUUAUGUUGGAGCGACUAGCUCCUGUUAAAUUAUACAGGUUCUGAUUGUGAUAGACUUUCGCGUCGAAAAAUUCGCACCGCCGAGAAGAACCCGAAUGAAGCGUCCCGAUUUUUAUCGACAGAAACUCCGAACUUUUUAAUCUGUAUCAAUUCAUUGUCUAUGGUGGUUUUUUGUUUUUAUCUAUCCAUUACAAAAUGGCGCCGGCUUGUUAAUGCUAACCGCUCUCUAGAUGUAUAACAAAAUUUAAAUUAAUAUCUUAUUGUGUAUUAUAGCGAAUCUCGACGUUUAUUCGUAGAAAGUUAUUUGUUCAUCCAUUUUAUUCAUGUACGUUUGAAUCAUUGUACGUACCUUUUAUUUUAUUUUAAUUAUGGUUAAUUGAUUGAAUAUAUUCAGUUUUAUUUUA
This is a messenger RNA of Leptidea sinapis, 2808 nucleotides long. RefSeq lists its product as uncharacterized. Lineage: Eukaryota; Metazoa; Arthropoda; Insecta; Lepidoptera; Pieridae. The transcript is spliced from 6 exons. The record is from RefSeq and is a predicted model, not a curated record. The coding region runs from base 114 to 986 and encodes 290 amino acids.